UGUUUCCAAACAUUUCAUGCCAUCCACACUAACACAGGAAUAGGUUCUAGUGUUCUCAGAGAUGUACUUGAUCUUUGCACCUCUUGCUUGUUAUUCCCAGGGCUGUGGAUAAAUGCGAAGUGUUGGUGAAAGAGGUAUAUGCCAACAUGGGGCUGGAGUAUCGGGAGACCGACUCGGAGGAGGAUGACCCCUCUUCCAGACCCAUGGAAGUCAUAGAGAUCCCCGACGAAGACGAUGACGACGUCAUGAGCAUCGAUUCGGGUGACACAAGUAGCAAGGCUGCAAAGGAUCAAUCUCUGCUUCGAGAGGCCAUGGCGGCCAUGAGGAAGUCGGCUCAGGAUGUCCAGAAGUUCAUGGAUGCGGUCAACAAGAAGUCAGGCAGCCUAGAUCCUCAGAGAAUUCCCGGCUGUGAACUGAUGCAAGAUGGCGACCUGUCAGUGGGGGACCGUGUGCUGGGCAAGAAGCGGACCAAGACAUGGCACAAGGGCACCCUGAUAGCCAUCCAGACUGUGGGUCCUGGGAAGAAGUACAAAGUGAAGUUUGACAACAAAGGGAAAAGUUUGCUUUCGGGAAACCACAUCGCAUACGACUCCCACCCACCGAUCGAUAAGCUUCACGUCGGGAGCCGAGUGGUGGCCAAGUACAAGGACGGGAACCAAGUCUGGUUGUAUGCUGGCAUCGUAGCAGAGACGCCAAAUGUCAAGAACAAGAUGAGGUUUCUCAUCUUCUUUGAUGAUGGCUAUGCCUCCUACGUGAUCCAGCCUGAGCUCUACCUGAUCUGCAGACCCUUAAAGAAAUCCUGGGAGGACAUCGAAGACAUCUCAUGUCGGGAUUUUAUUGAGGAGUACAUCACGGCCUACCCCAACCGCCCGAUGGUUUUGCUGAAGAGCGGUCAACAGAUCAAAACGGAGUGGGAAGGGACCUGGUGGAAGUCUCGCGUGGAGGAAGUGGACGGAAGCUUGGUCAAGAUCCUCUUCCUGGUAGGAGCGGCUCAGGAUGACAAACGCUGUGAGUGGAUCUACCGGGGCUCCACCCGCCUGGAGCCCAUGUUCAGCAUGAAAACCUCCACCGCAUCCACUCUGGAAAAAAAGCAAGGAGGGCAAAUGAGGACCCGUCCCAAUGUUGGGGCUGUGCGGAGCAAAGGACCCGUGGUCCAGUACACCCAUGACUUAACAGUGGCCAGCCCACAGCAGUUCAAACCUGUGGAGCAGCCCCAAAUGCUCCCUAUGACCUCCCAGUCGGUUUCUCCCCAGUUCGUGGAAGUGGAUAGCCCUGAGAGCCAGCUGGCUCAGGCCAAGAAACAACAAGUAGCUAAGAAGAGCACUUCCUUCUUGCGUCCCGGCUCGGUGGGAUCGGGGCCAUCCUCACCGCCUUCCCCAGGUGUGACCGAAACGCCUCUCACUGGAAGGACAGGGCUGACCCAGCAGUUCCGGUUCUCAGGCACCCAGCCCUCUGGAAGUGUUCAGUCCUUCCAUGGCAUGAUGGACCGUGUGCCCAACGAAGCCGCCUACCGGGCCCCCACAGAGAAGCUCUUCUACCUUCCCCACGUCUGCAGCUACACCUGCCUCUCCCGCGUCCGCCCUUUCCGCUCCGACCAAUACCGCAGCAAGAACCCUCUCCUCAUCCCACUCCUCUAUGACUUCCGCCGCAUGAAUGCCCGCCGCCGCAUCAACCGUAAGACUGGCUUCCACGUCAUCUACAAGUCCCCUUGCGGCCUCUGCCUGCGGAGCAUGGCCGAGAUUGAGCGGUACAUCUUUGAGACAGAUUGCGACUUCCUCUUCCUGGAGAUGUUCUGCUUGGACCCCUACGUCAUGGUGGACCGCAAAUUCCAGCCUUACAAGCCCUUCUACUACAUCAUGGACAUCACCAAGGGCAAGGAGGAUGUCCCGCUGUCGUGUGUCAAUGAGAUUGACAACACCCCACCCCCCCAAGUGGCCUAUAGCAAGGAGCGCAUCCCCGGCAAAGGGGUCUACAUCAACACCAGCUGGGAAUUCUUGGUGGGCUGCGACUGUGAAGAUGGAUGCCGGAACAAAUCCAAAUGUGCUUGCCACCAGCUCACCAUCCAAGCCACAGCCUGCACCCCAGGUGCCCAGAUCAACCCAAACGCUGGAUACCAAAACAAGAGGUUGGAAGAAUGCCUACCAACCGGGGUUUACGAAUGCAACAAGCGUUGCAAAUGCAACCCCAACAUGUGCACGAACCGCUUAGUCCAGCAUGGGCUCCAGGUGCGGCUGCAGCUCUUCAAGACGCAGAACAAAGGCUGGGGUAUCCGCUGCUUGGACGACAUUGCUAAGGGCUCCUUUGUCUGUAUCUACGCAGGGAAAAUCCUGACGGACGAUUUCGCUGACAAAGAGGGCCUGGAGAUGGGCGAUGAGUACUUUGCCAACUUGGACCACAUUGAGAGUGUGGAGAACUCCAAGGAGGGCUACGAGAGUGAAGCCAAAUGCUCUUCGGAUAGCAGCGGGGUCAAUCUGAAGGACGACGAGGACGAGAACACUGGCUCAGAAGACCAAGAGGAAUCCAACGAGGAUAGUUCAGACGAUAACUUCUGCAAAGACGAGGACUUCAGCACCAGUUCGGUCUGGCGUAGCUAUGCCACCCGACGCCAAACACGGGGCCAACGCGAGAACGGUCUCUCAGAGACGGCCUCCAAGGACUCAGGCCUUGCCCGGCAGGUCAGCAGCGAGGAGCCGGCACCUUGCAAACCUCCGAUCUCCGAAGAGACCUCUAAAAAUAAGGUGGCAUCCUGGUUGAGCUCCAACACCAUGUCGGAUGGGUUCCAGGACGGCGAUAGCCGGCCCUCGUUCCGGCUGCCAGAAACAGGGGCACCAUCCAAAGCCGAAACCACAGAAAGCGAGAAGACUGGGACUUUGGGUUUCCCUGGGAAGGAGGCGUCUGGCUUGGAGGGAGCAAUGACGGGGAAGAAGAAAGAGGAAUCCGAAGAUCACAGCAAAUCUGCACAAGGGGGCAACUCAAGCAGGGUUUAUGGCUACAACCCCAACCCCUCAAUCCCUGAAGGGGUUCGGCGCCCGCUCACCAAAACAGCCUUGCAUCAGAACCGAAGGCAGUUGGAUUCUCAGCAAGGAGCUAAAGACGAUAUACUUAUGCUUUCGAGUAGCACCGACAGUGACGGGGACAACGGGCGAGGGACCGCGGGGCAGGCGCAAGGCAACACCAACGACAGCGACGACAUCCAGACCAUUUCUUCCGGCUCGGAAGAGGAGCCAACGGCAGAAGAGAAGAAGAACUCCUUUUCCAGACUAGGACCAGUGAAAAGGCAAGUGGCCGUUAAGUCCACCCGGGGGUUUGCCUUGAAGUCCACACACGGCAUUGCCAUCAAGUCAACCAAUCUGGCUUCUGGGGAGACUGCUCUGGUCCGCAGGAACACGCGGCAGUUCUACGACGGCGAGGAGUCCUGCUACAUCAUCGACGCCAAGCUGGAAGGCAAUCUGGGCCGCUACCUCAACCAUAGCUGUAGUCCGAACCUUUUCGUCCAGAACGUCUUUGUGGACACUCACGAUCUUCGUUUCCCUUGGGUGGCCUUCUUUGCCAGCAAGAGGAUCCGCGCAGGUACGGAGCUCACUUGGGACUACAAUUACGAAGUCGGUAGCGUGGAAGGCAAGGAGCUUCUCUGCUGCUGCGGAGCCAUCGAGUGUCGCGGCCGCUUGCUGUAAAGUGGCGGAUUUCGGAGGACGGGCAGCUUUUGGACACUCCACAUCUCCAUUUGGCAUUUUUGUUUGUUCCCAAUUGUCUCAGUUUCGUGUUGACAGUUCCCGUUGUGUUUCCGAAGGAUUCUUCCUUCAUUUCCUUCCACUGUUGUAUAGCAAUAAAAUGUUCCCAGUUGGGUCUAGAUGAAAA
Messenger RNA from Sceloporus undulatus (fence lizard), 3858 nucleotides. It is a transcript of the gene SETDB1, whose product is annotated as SET domain bifurcated histone lysine methyltransferase 1. Lineage: Eukaryota; Metazoa; Chordata; Lepidosauria; Squamata; Phrynosomatidae. The transcript is spliced from 20 exons. The coding region runs from base 147 to 3674 and encodes 1175 amino acids. Gene Ontology annotation, molecular function: DNA binding; zinc ion binding; protein binding. Gene Ontology annotation, biological process: heterochromatin organization; negative regulation of gene expression. The record is from RefSeq and is a predicted model, not a curated record. Gene Ontology annotation, cellular component: nucleus.